CUUCUGUUCCCGGGCCACCCCUUUAGCUCUCAGUUGGGCUAGGGGUCCGGCUUGUGUUCCCACCACUUCAUACACACGCCCCAUCUUAAGUUGGGAUCGAAGCCUCUUAAAAUGGCAGAUGAUUUGGACUUCGAGACAGGAGAUGCAGGGGCCUCAGCCACCUUCCCGAUGCAGUGCUCAGCAUUACGUAAGAAUGGCUUUGUGGUGCUCAAAGGCCGGCCCUGUAAGAUCGUGGAGAUGUCUACCUCCAAGACUGGCAAGCACGGCCAUGCCAAGGUCCACCUGGUUGGUAUUGACAUCUUUACUGGCAAGAAAUACGAAGAUAUCUGCCCGUCGACUCAUAAUAUGGAUGUCCCCAACAUCAAAAGGAAUGACUUCCAGCUGAUUGGCAUCCAGGAUGGGUAUCUAUCGCUGCUCCAGGACAGCGGGGAGGUGCGAGAGGACCUUCGUCUGCCCGAGGGAGACCUCGGCAAGGAGAUUGAGCAGAAGUAUGACUGCGGAGAAGAGAUCCUGUUACGAGAGUCAGAGGAGCUCCUCAGAAGAAGAUACCACAGGGAUCUUUGUGACUUUGACCUCGCCUCUUUGGAAGCUGAGAAGGAGAGAGUGGAGGUGCGGAAGACGGAGGCAGGACUGGUUCUGGGCCCGGAGGAGAAGCCCUACCCAAAAGCCCUCCUCAUCCCCCAUUCUCAGAGGCCUUGCUGA
Molecule: messenger RNA, 702 nt
Organism: Puma concolor (puma)
Lineage: Eukaryota; Metazoa; Chordata; Mammalia; Carnivora; Felidae
Source: RefSeq, a predicted model, not a curated record